Spodoptera frugiperda (fall armyworm) is the source of this 2435-nucleotide messenger RNA. Its product is annotated as heat shock protein 68-like. Gene Ontology annotation, molecular function: ATP hydrolysis activity; heat shock protein binding; misfolded protein binding. The record is from RefSeq and is a predicted model, not a curated record. Gene Ontology annotation, cellular component: cytoplasm. Lineage: Eukaryota; Metazoa; Arthropoda; Insecta; Lepidoptera; Noctuidae. The transcript has a single exon. Bases 147 to 2300 code for a protein of 717 amino acids. Gene Ontology annotation, biological process: protein refolding; cellular response to unfolded protein.
AACUCAGAAUUAUUUGAAACGCGAUACAAAGCAGACGAAGAGAGUUCGGUGCAAACCGAGGAGUUUGAGUUUACUAGACUCGCAACGCAAGUUUAUUCAACGUUAUUGUUAUUAUUGAGUGUGAAGAGAAUCUGAAGACAAACAAAAUGCCAGCCAUUGGAAUAGAUCUGGGUACCACAUACUCGUGCGUCGGCGUGUGGCAGCACGGCAACGUGGAGAUCAUCGCCAACGACCAGGGCAACCGCACCACACCAUCCUAUGUGGCCUUCACGGACACGGAGCGCCUCAUCGGAGACGCAGCCAAGAACCAGGUCGCCCUCAACCCCAACAACACGGUGUUCGACGCCAAGCGACUGAUCGGAAGGAAAUUCGACGACCCCAAGAUCCAGGCAGACAUGAAACACUGGCCCUUCAGGGUGGUCAGCGACUGCGGCAAACCGAAGAUCCAAGUGGAGUUCAAGGGGGAAACGAAACGGUUCGCGCCCGAGGAGAUCAGCAGCAUGGUGCUGACGAAGAUGAAGGAGACGGCGGAAGCUUACCUCGGAACGACAGUACGCGACGCGGUGAUCACAGUGCCGGCGUACUUCAACGACUCUCAGCGCCAGGCCACCAAGGACGCGGGAGCCAUCGCCGGGCUGAACGUGCUCAGGAUCAUCAACGAGCCCACAGCCGCUGCGCUCGCGUACGGCCUCGACAAGAACCUCAAGGGCGAGAGGAACGUCCUCAUCUUCGACCUCGGCGGCGGAACGUUCGACGUGUCGAUCCUGACCAUCGACGAAGGCUCGUUGUUCGAAGUGAGGGCGACGGCGGGCGACACGCAUCUCGGAGGCGAGGACUUCGACAACAGAUUGGUGAACCAUCUCGCGGACGAGUUCAAGCGCAAGUACAAGAAGGACAUGCGCAUGAAUCCUCGCGCACUGCGCCGCCUCCGCACAGCCGCCGAGCGCGCUAAGCGCACGCUGUCGUCCAGCACCGAAGCCACCAUCGAGAUCGACGCGCUCUACGAGGGAAUCGACUUCUACACUCGCGUGUCCCGCGCGCGCUUCGAAGAGCUCAACGCAGACCUGUUCCGAGGCACCCUCGAGCCGGUCGAGAAGGCGCUCAAGGACGCCAAGAUGGACAAGAGCCAGAUCCACGACGUCGUCCUCGUCGGAGGCUCCACCAGGAUCCCGAAGGUGCAGAGUCUGCUGCAGAACUUCUUCUGCGGCAAGAAGCUGAACCUCUCCAUCAACCCGGACGAGGCGGUCGCGUACGGCGCGGCCGUCCAGGCGGCCAUCCUGAGCGGCGAGCAAGACUCGAAGAUCCAGGACGUGUUGCUGGUGGACGUGGCCCCUCUGUCCCUCGGCAUCGAAACCGCCGGCGGCGUGAUGACGAAGAUCAUCGAGCGCAACUGUAAGAUCCCGUGCAAGCAGUCGCAGACGUUCACCACGUACUCGGACAACCAGCCGGCGGUCACGAUCCAAGUGUACGAGGGCGAGCGAGCGAUGACCAAGGACAACAACCUGCUGGGCACGUUCGACUUGACCGGCAUCCCGCCCGCGCCGCGCGGCGUCCCUAAGAUCGACGUCACCUUCGACCUGGACGCGAACGGCAUCCUCAACGUGUCGGCCAAAGAGAACAGCACCGGCCGAAGCAAGAACAUCGUGAUCAAGAACGACAAGGGACGCCUGUCGCAGGCCGAGAUCGAGCGCAUGCUCGCCGAGGCCGAGAAGUACAAGGAUGAGGACGAGAAGCAGAGGCAGCGCGUAGCGUCUCGGAACCAGCUCGAGUCGUACGUGUUCAGCGUGAAGCAGGCGCUGGACGAGGCCGGAGACAAGCUCUCGGAACAGGACAAGAGCACGGCGAGGGACGCGUGCGACGACGCGCUCAAGUGGCUCGACAACAACACGCUGGCGGAGCAGGAGGAGUACGAGCACAGGCUGAAGGACGUGCAGCGCGUCUGCUCGCCCGUCAUGGCCAAGAUGCACGGCGCGGGCGCGCAGGGAGCGGCCGGUAUGCCUGGUGGCAUGCCUGGUGGCAUGCCUGGAGGAAUGCCUGGAGGAAUGCCUGGUGGCUUUGGUGGCAUGCCUGGAGGAAUGCCUGGAGGAAUGCCUGGUGGCAUGCCUGGAGGAAUGCCUGGUGGCAUGCCUGGAGGAAUGCCUGGAGGAAUGCCUGGUGGCUUUGGUGGCAUGCCUGGAGGAAUGCCUGGAGGAAUGCCUGGUGGCAUGCCUGGAGGAAUGCCUGGUGGCUUUGGUGGCAUGCCUGGCGGAUACGGAGGCUACCAACAGCACAGUGGGCCAACCGUGGAAGAAGUCGACUAAACUAAUGUUCCUGAAAUCAUGUAGCUGAGAUCUGCAUUUAAUUUAUAAGACUGAUUAUUAUUUAUUUUAUUUGUAGCAUAAUUCAACAGAGGAAAAUCAAUGUAUUGUUAAGUUUGUAAAUAUGUAAAUAGUACC